Molecule: messenger RNA, 318 nt
Organism: Sphenostylis stenocarpa
Lineage: Eukaryota; Viridiplantae; Streptophyta; Magnoliopsida; Fabales; Fabaceae
Source: the annotation of a GenBank genome assembly
AUGGAUGAUUUAAUCAUUUCCUGCUAUAAUUCCUUUGUUCUUGGGGUGCUCAGUGGACCUGAGCCAGCUGGGUUUCUUUUGUUAGAAAAGUACGCUGAGAUCAAGAGGGGAGAAUCAUAUGAAAAUGCUAUGAUUGAAAAAUAUGGGGAAGAUACAUCAAAUCAUCCUAUAGUUGAUUCUGAUCUUUGGAUAAAGGCUGCUUGUGAAAAUAAAAAAGUGAACUCCCUCCAAGGAAUGAGGAAAAGCCUUCAGAAACAGAUGGUCUUCUUGGACAUUCGCAGGUUUCAUGGUGGAACAGACAAUGUGAAAUUCCUUUAA